Messenger RNA from Helicoverpa zea (corn earworm), 1143 nucleotides. RefSeq lists its product as uncharacterized. NCBI's taxonomy places the organism in Eukaryota, Metazoa, Arthropoda, Insecta, Lepidoptera, Noctuidae. Gene Ontology annotation, molecular function: protein binding. Bases 631 to 1005 code for a protein of 124 amino acids. The record is from RefSeq and is a predicted model, not a curated record. The transcript has 3 exons.
AGUUGAGUUAAUUCACAAAUAACCAAACCUUGAUAAAAGACAAACGAAUUUCAUUUACGUAUUGAUCAACUGCUUCUGUUGCAUUUUACAAAAAUAUUUUUGUUAUUUGAGUUGGUUAUAAGCUACAAAAUUUUAUGUUAUCCAAUACAAAAUUCGGUUUCGGCACUUUGCAACAUAAUAUGUUUUGCUAUACUCUACACACUUGUGACUUUACAGUUGACCCAACUAAAACUAUUUUUUUAACGAAUAGUUGCUGUUUUUCAAGUCUGCUAUAUUAGUUUGUUACCAGCUAAAUAGUAUUGUUGAGAUUUGUUUUGCAAAGUUACUAAAAUUAAACAAAAAAUUUGGCUGUGAUCAACUAAUAUUGAUUAUGUUGGUUUUAGAAUAUUUUUGGUUCUCAAUAAUACAGCAAUAUAAUAGGUGGUGAAUAAAGUUAUGCUGCGCAUAACAAAACGUUUUGGUUGCAUCAGACACGGUCACGGAAGUAACCUGUAGAAACCUGUUCUUCUCGUGUUGCGUUGCGAGUAGGUACUUGCGAGGCGAGUGUAGGUCUAGGUAGUGGAUGUGUGUCUGUUGUGCAAUGUGCAUCGUCUAUGGCGAGCGGGAAAGCCGGCGUUUUCGAUUUUAUGCAUGAAUCAUAUAUCAUCAAGCAACGUCAAGAAGAUUUCAAGAAUGGAGCCGCCGCCGGUAGACGAGGCGGCAGAGAAAACGAUCUCGGACUAUCUGCGGUCUUGGGGAUUGGAAGCUUACAUUCCAAAAUUUUUGGAAUCCAUUGAUGUGGAGACUCUCCAAAUGUUGUCAGAGGCUGACUUGAAAGACUUAGUGCCAAUUAUUGGACACCGGGCUAAGCUGACGACAAAAAUCAAACUUUUGACCAAUAUAAUGUCAAAUGCUUUUGAGAACACUUGUUCUAAUACUACUCCGGACUCAAACAACCAAGUAAUGCUGUAUACAGUGGAAGAUUUGCCAGUUGUACAGACAUUACCUGAUGAAAAAUGGAAAUGAUCGAAUUUUAAAUACUAUUAUAGUGUAUGUAGCUAGGUUUGGCUAGUAUAGUGUGCUAGCUCUUUGUCUGAAUUAAUUAUAAGUUCCUACUAAAAUUAAUUGAUUUGAUACUUAAUAAAUAAAUAUAAUUGUAAAAAA